Messenger RNA from Solea senegalensis (Senegalese sole), 2376 nucleotides. RefSeq names its product macrophage mannose receptor 1-like. Bases 91 to 1581 code for a protein of 496 amino acids. The record is from RefSeq and is a predicted model, not a curated record. Lineage: Eukaryota; Metazoa; Chordata; Actinopteri; Pleuronectiformes; Soleidae. The transcript is spliced from 5 exons.
CCAGGAACGGCAUGCACUCAUAACAGAACAGCACAUUAUUAACAGCACAGUUCUUGGUUCACUGUGAUCACGACUAAAAACAGUCUCAUCAUGACGAAAAGGAGUCCAGUUCUGUGUCUGUUUGUCAUCUCAGGUUUUUGCUUCUUCACGGGGGUAUCCUCACUCUUUCACAUUAUUGAGCUUUUAAAGAAUUAUGAGGACGCGAAGAGUUAUUGCAGAGAAAUGUACACUGAUUUAGCAACAGUUCGCAAUAUAGCCGAUAUGAACGAUUUGGUCACGGCGGCGGCUUCAGCUUCAGCCACCAUUGUUAGAGCCUGGAUAGGACUGGAGACUGGAGCUGUGUGGAAGUGGCACUGGACUUUGCCUGAACAUCAACUAGUGUAUUCGAACUGGAGAGAAGGAGAGCCACAAAUAAAGAAUCAGGAUGCUUGUGCAGCAAUGGAUCAACAUGGCAAGUGGUUUGAAAGUGACUGCGAAGAUAAAAGAGGUUUUGUUUGUCACGGCAAUGGUGGAUCUAUUGGUCACUUUUUUGUUGCCAACUUGACAUCGUGGAGGGCUGCUCAGAAUCACUGCAGGGGCUUAUCAUCUGAUCUGGUCAGCAUAUCCUCAGCAGAAGUGAAUGAGGCGGUACUUCGUGUAUCUCUGUCACAAAAGGUUUGGAUCGGCCUCUUCAAAGAUCCCUGGAUGUGGUCAGAUGGCAGCAGCUCAUCAUUCCGUGACUGGAAACCCGGUCAGCCUAAUUACCGUAAAGAUCAGAACUGUGUUGCUGCAGUAUUCAAAGAUGGAGGGAAGUGGAAUGAUCUCAAAUGCCAAGGCGCACGCAAGUUUGUUUGUCAAGGGGUCAGUCCACUAACUUCAACAACCACCCAGACAACGACAGAGACGACGACAACAACCCAACUGUCAACAACUACGACAACUGAAGUAACUUCAACAACCACCCAGACAACUACACAGAAGACCACAACAGUCCAAAUGUCAACAUCUACGACCACUAUAGAAACAACUCCCACCACACAGCCAAACACUACAACUCUUACCACCGAACUGAUAACACCAAAUACCACAUAUACAGCGUACAGUACCUUAAGCACGACACUCAGCAAUGUAACUACAGAUACUAUUUCUGCAUCAACAACACCCAUGGGGACAUCAGCCCAAAACACAACACAGCUUUCAUAUCCAACGUCCACUGAAACCAGUCCAAGUUCGCCUGCAGGGAAUCUGAUAUUAAUCCAGCAAAGCAUGACAUGGAUUGAAGCUAUGGGUUACUGUAGAGAGCACCAUAAUGACCUUGUCCAUAUAACCACCAAAGACAUUCAAGAGAAGGUGGCAGAAAAAGCGAAGAACGCCACUUCACCCUACGUUUGGCUUGGCAUACGUUACACCUGUAACUUUGACUUCUGGUUCUGGACGAAGUCGACGUCAGGCUGUUACCAGAACUGGGCUCCUGGAGAAGGAACCGAUGGGACAUAUGACUGUGGUGUUACAGGUGCCAUUCAGGCCACUGGAGGGCAGCAGUGGGUAGGCUUACCUGAGACAGAAAAACUGAAUUUCAUCUGCUCUACUUGUCCUGACUGAGUGUAGAUAACCACUGCUACUUUAGAGGGCAAUGACACUGCAGUUGUAAUGAUUCUGAAUGAAGAAAUAACACCUUUGUGUUGGUUAUAUCUGCAUGAUUUAUUGAGAACCAUGUUUUCGACAACUGUAUCAAGUCCAGUGGAUUUGAUGGACCUCAGCAGAGAUCUUCACGUAUGACGUCAGCUGCCUUCUCUAUUGUUGAGACUGAAUUUCAUUAAAUAUGGAAAACACAUGUGGUGUGUAGGAGUGCACAUUCACAGUCAUGGGCAGCAAAAGAAAUGUGAGAACAUUGAUCUGCUCUAUGCCUCUCACUGUGGGGUUACCAUUUGCAUGUUGACCCUUUAGGCUGGGCCUCAAUAUUGUCUUUUUGAGACCACCAGAGUAUGGCCUUGCUGCCCUCACUGACCUGACCUUCACUAGCAGCCACAUGGAGGACAAGAGCUCACAGACUCCCACCUUUCUUUCUGCACACUUGAGGGACAUGGGAUCAUUUGUAAAACCCAAUAAACAUUAGGGUUUUUCUCGAUUUUUAGUUGAUUAGACACUGUAAAACAACAGUCAAUACUGGUUUCACCCUUAUCACACAUGCCUAAAAUAUCACAUGCUAAACAGUUUAACUUAUGCCUGCUGUUAAUUUACAUACAUCCUUUCCAAAGUCCGAUUCAAGGACUUUUAAAGCACUGUUAAACAUCCACUGUCAUACUUUCAAAAAUGUAAAUGUACAUGAAUACAUACACACUGAAAUGGAUUGUUCUGGUCUUUUUUAUCAUAAUAAAACAGAUGGUAUCAAGCUAU